This is a messenger RNA of Cherax quadricarinatus, 4181 nucleotides long. NCBI's taxonomy places the organism in Eukaryota, Metazoa, Arthropoda, Malacostraca, Decapoda, Parastacidae. The record is from RefSeq and is a predicted model, not a curated record.
GUGUUAGUGUUCGCCAUGUGUGUCAAGCGCUACGAGGAGACAGUGGAGGUGGUCACCAAGGAGGACAGUGAUGGGAACGUGACCAAGACCACCAAGACCACUACUAAGGCCCUGGACCCUUACUCAACCACUGAGAUGGCCGCCGCUAUUAACGACCCCAAGACAUCGCGGAAAGGUCAUCGUAAGUCGUCCUCUUCGUCCUCGUCACCGUCACCAGACCGAGCCAAGUCCUCUGGAGCCAGCGCCAAGGAGACAGGCAAGUCUAGCAAGAGCAGCUUCAGGAUCAAGCUGAGGAGUGGCAAGACUGACGACGGUGACUCCAGCGACGACGACGAUGACUUCGCUAAGGGAGUCCAUAAGAAAGUCAAUCAUUACAGGAGCAAACACGGAGUCUCCAACCUCAAGCUUAAUAAGGAGAUGAACAAGUACGCUAAAGAAUGGGCCAAGAAGAUGGCAGCCGACGACGCUUUGUCUCACCGCCCAGACAGCAAGUACGGCGAGAACGUCUUCUGUCUCAGCUCUAACACUAAGGAUUUUAAGGUGAAGGCCGAUCAGGUGGUGGACAAGUGGUACGAUGAGAGCAAGGAACACAAGUUUGGUGUGGAGCCUCAAGGAACAGUCCUGAAGUCUGGUCACUUCACGCAGAUGGUAUGGAAGGAUACCAAACAGAUGGGUGUGGGUAAAGCCAGGAGCGCGGCAGGCACCAAGGUCUUCGUCGUGGCUAACUUCGAUCCGCAGGGUAACUGGAUGGGCCAGUUCGCUGACCAAGUUCCUCCUGUAGGAGGGUUCCCCAAGCCGGCGUCUUCAGGAAAGACAUCACUGUUCAGCAGCAAGACUCACAAGUCGUCCAGCGACUCCGACUCUUCUGAUGAUGAUGACUUUGCUGAGGAAUGCCUCAAAUCCCACAACAACUACCGUGCCAAGCAUGGUGCCCCUCCACUCAAACUCAGCAAGAAGCUGAGCAAGUACGCUCAUGAGUGGGCCCAGACAAUUGCCAAGAAAGACGUCCUGCAGCACCGUCAAAACAACAGUUACGGCGAGAACUUGUACUGCGCCUGGUCGUCCAACCCAAAACACAUGAUCAAGGGAAGUGAGGCGGUCGAGUCGUGGUACCAAGAGAUCAAAGACUUCACGUUCGGCAGGGAACCCAGUGACCUCAGGGCCGGUCACUUCACACAAGUAGUGUGGCUGGAUAGUGAGGAGCUGGGUGUGGCAACUGCUCGUUCUAAAUCUGGUAAGAUCUACGUUGUGGCCAACUACAGCCCAGCUGGCAACUUCGUAGGCAGCUUCGCCACCAAGGUGCCCAGACCCAAGUAAGAAUGUCAAGCAUACUGGCGACUCCCUGGUGCAGGGAUAAUACACCACAUGAAGAUAGUACUGGUGUGAAGCCCAUCACCUGCCACAGCCAUACAUCACCUACCACAGCCAUACCAACACUUACCACAGCCAUACUAACACUUAUCACAGCCAAACAUCACCUACCAUAGCCUUACCAACAAUUACCACUGCCAUUCAUCACCUACCACAACCAUACCAACAUUUACCACAGCCAUACCAACACUUGCCACAGCCAUACCAACACUUACCACAGCCACAGUCAUACCGACACCUACCACAGUCAUACCAUCACCUACCACAGUCAUACCGACACCUACCAUAGUCAUACCAUCACCUACCACAGCCAUACCAACACAUCACAGCCAUACCAACACCUACCACAGUCAUACCAUCACCUACCACAGUCAUACCGACACCUACCACAGUCAUACCAUCACCUACCACAGUCAUACCGACACCUACCACAGUCAUACCAUCACCUACCACAGUCAUACCAUCACCUACCAGAGUCAUACCAUCACCUACCACAGCCAUACUAUAAUCUACCAUAGCCAUAUCAACAUUUAAAUUAACGCAACUUUACCAAACAUCGAACACAGCCAUACCACCGUCUACCACAGUCAUGCCAAAACCUCUUCUUGCUACAUAAGGUGGUGGAGCCUCAGACACAUCCUGUGGUGCUAUUAAUGUUAUAAUUAUAACUGAAGACCAUCACUUCACGGAAGGUGCAGCGACUCGGCGCUCUUGCUGAGGUCAUUGUUCAUCGAUGGCGACACAGCGUCGAUCAUUCGUCACCCUGGUUUCUGCAUACAUUCAGAAUACACUUUAAUAUAUGGUAGUGAAGACACAAUAUACAGAAUGAGCUUUAUGAGGGCGACGUUGCACUCAGAGCAGAGCUUGAUCAUGACUCGAUAAAGCUCUACUCUGAGAAUUGUCCCAAUAAACGCUUGUUCGUUAUAUCGUGUAUCCAUUCCCAUACCCGUGGGCAUUACGCCUCUACAUAUAUUUUAAUGUACGUUGACGAAACAUUUGUUGUAAUGUCAGUAGAUGCUCAAUGUUUGUUUAUAUUGUUUAUGCUUCAUAUGUAUUGUAUACUUGUUCUUAUACUCCUCUACAUUUAUACAAAUUAUAAAUAUUUGUAACCCGAACGACAACAGAUUUCAUUCAUUCAUUUAUUAAAUAUAUGAAAUUACGUAUUAUUAAGUAUGCUUAGUUCGUCACCUUUGUAAAUAUGUGCUGAGGAGAAUAAUGUGUAAGCUUCGGCCUUUUGGUGCUAGUGUACAUGUACGCUUCUCCAUCAGUCACUACGUACACAUUACGUCUCUCUUAAUGGAUAAGUAAGACACGUGUGUAACAAUUUGGUAUCUUUAUUGCCGAGACAUUUCGCCUGCUCAGCAGGCUUCUUCAGGUGAAAUGCGCAAGUGACUUUAAUGCUGGAUACUGAACUGUUACAUGUGUGUUUUAUUCAUCUAUGUACAUAUAACUCCUUUUAGUUACUUAGUACUCACUACUCCUCCCUAGGUGCUCAUUACUCCUCCCUUAGUUACUUAGUACUCAUUACUCCUCCUUAAGUGCUCAUUACUCCUCCCUUCGUUACUUAGUACUCAUUACUCCUCCCUUAGUUUCUAUGUACACAUUAUUAUGUUGAUACUAAGACCUCCUCGCUUCUGCAGGAGAUAGUCUCUCAACCCAAAGAGAUUCUGAGACCAUCUAUAGAUGACUCAGAAGGCUUAGUCUCCCUUCGUCGUAUUGAUCGAUGCACACUUUUCUUGUAUAUAUAAAUACUGAUGAUUCCUUUUUAAUCAUUCCCUAGAUUGCAUCAUAUUUGUGUAGUGUGAAAUGACUAAGCUCACGAAGACAUGACAAACAUUGGAAUGACGGAAGGUAUGUGGGGGAUGUCAGCUACUUGUGUAGCUACUCAGUCAGCAGGAAGUAACUCAUCACAGCUGUCACUCAGUCAGCAGGGAGUAAUUCACAGCUGUCACUCAGUCAGCAGGGGGUAACUCAUCACCUAUCACUCAGCAGGGAGUAAUUCAUCACCUGUCACUCAGUCAGCCGGUAGUAAUUCAUCACAGUUGUCACUCAGUCGGCAGGGAGUAAUUCAUCACAGCUGUCACUCAGUCAGCAGAGAGUAACUCAUCACAGCUGUCGCUCAGCAGGGAGUAACUCAUCACACCUGUCAGUCAGCAGGAAGUGACUCAUCACAGCCGUCACUCAGUCAGCAGGAAGUAAUUCAUGUCACUCAGCAGGGAGUGACUCAUCAUACCUGUCAGUCAGCAGGGAGUAAAUCAUCACCUGUCAUCCAACCAGCAGGUGGUAACUCAUUUAUUCCUAACUUGGUAAUCAAAGCUUGGUGUGACGAGUUACCUUCCUUUAUUUUAGGUUUGUUCUCUAUUAUUUAUUUUGAUGCUCGUCUAAGAUCAAAAUUACUCAAGUUAUUCCAGAUGGUCUGUGAUUUAUUAGGUUUAAUAUAUGAUAAACACUACUGUCUUUCUAUAUUAAUCCUUUAACAAAACUGAAUAUGUAUUUUUAGGGGGAUAAGUAAAUCAUAGUUUAACUGCUAAGAUUAUUGAUCUUGAAGAAAUGAAUCCUGAUGAUGGUGACUCAUUUGUCACCGAAACGUUGAUUGUACUUGGUUGGUUGGUUAAUGGGGUUUAAAGCCUAUCGACUACAAAACGGUCAUUAAGGCUGCACGUAUCCUCUUCACCGCCAGACAAGAAUACUUUAUUCUUAAAAUAGGGAGUAACAUAAAUUCUGCAUAUAUACACACAGAAAUAUACCUCUUGGUGUAGUCUACGUACGUAUAUCCUGUGAUUGUCCUUCAAUAAACGCACUAAGAAGUU